Elaeis guineensis (African oil palm) is the source of this 4608-nucleotide messenger RNA. Its product is annotated as protein SUPPRESSOR OF PHYA-105 1. Lineage: Eukaryota; Viridiplantae; Streptophyta; Magnoliopsida; Arecales; Arecaceae. The record is from RefSeq and is a predicted model, not a curated record. Gene Ontology annotation, biological process: photomorphogenesis. Gene Ontology annotation, molecular function: protein binding.
GGAGCUCGAGGGGCCAAGAAAGUAGAACUUCCCCCAACCAGAAAUUAGUUAAAAAAGGAUAAUAUAUAUAUAUAUAUAUAGAUUUUAUUUCGUAGAUACACACAAAUCUAUGGAUGUGGUGGAACAAAACGAUUGAACCUCAAAUGAAUUAUUAUGUUAUUCAGAAAGACACGAUGAGAUGUUUUCCUAUUCGUGACUCGAAGUGAUUGCUUCAUCUGAAAAGCGUCACGAGGAGAGAGAAAUAAGAAAGAGAGAGGGAGAAAGGGUGAAGAGAGAGAGAUUCUUUCGAGCUACAUGCGUGUUAGGGUUUUUGCCGCAUAUGCGAUACGCACUGAUAAAAAGUGGUGCAGGGUUGUUGACGAAGCUGUGGAUUUGACUUGCAGUUCAUGCAACUAUGGAUUUUUUUGAGAUUGUUUUUAGCCCAUCUGGCUCCUGAAGUUUGCCCGUCCUAUUCUGUUCAAGUGCUUCAUUUGAACCGCAUGGAAGGGAAUGCUGAAGUGAAUGAGACCAUAGAGAGCUCAACAGAGGCUGCUCACCUCAAAAGGAAAGAGAAUGAUCAGCCACUGCAGCAACCAGAUAGUCACAAUGCAUUGGAAACAGCUGCUCCAGUUGUCUCUCAAGAAUCUGAUUGGCCUGAAAAUUUCUCUCUGCUGCGUUCACCUGAGAUGUUUCUGGAAACUAUGGCUGGAAAGAAAAUAAGUCACAAUACAGCUUCACAAUCUGGGACUGAGCCACUUUUUGCAAACCCUGGCUCUUCAAAUGAUCCUGGAGUUAUGGUGGAAGAGCUGACUCUGAAGAACUACAAGCGUCCUAGCUUGUCUAUUGGUGGCAGCUCUAGUAGUGGAGAAAGGCCACUUGUGAGGAAAGGCCUAUGGCAGAAUUUUACAAGGCUUGCAGAUGGACUGAGAGAUAUGGCACCGAAAGAAUCAAUGACAAUGGACCAUCAAGAGGAUACAGGGAAAGUCUUUCCGCUCCCACCUAGAGUUCAGAGACCUCUGCCUUGCGUACAUCUGGACCCAAAUCAUUCUAAGGUCUCUGAGCAUUUGGCUGCAAGUGAUAAGUGCAUGGCCUCAAGAAAUGCCCCGACAAGAUCGCCUAGCUGGAUCCGAACUAAGGUCCUACCUGCAUCUGGGUUUCCACAAUUUUUGAUCAAAAACACCUUGAAGGGUAAGGGGGUCGCAUAUAGACAUCAAGGAACUCAUGAUGCCGCUGGCAUGGUGAUCCGAUGUCAAAAUGUCGAAAGGCCUAAUGCCAAUUGUGAGAUAGUUGCUAAUUUAUCCCAUAGACCCAGUGCAAAAGCAGAUGGAAUGGCACUUCUUGGUGAUGGCAAUGGUGGGGUUUCAGAUCCCCAUUACAUUGGAAUUAGCUUGAGGGAAUGGCUUACCCUGAAGCGCCACAAGAUAAACAAGAUCGAGAGGCUGCAUGUCUUUAAGCAGAUCCUGGAGCUCGUUGAUAUCUCCCACUCUCAAGGACUUGCUUUACAUCAUUUACGGCCAUCAUAUUUCAUAAUACUGCCUUCAAAUCAAGUUAAAUAUGUUGGCUCUUUUAUCCCCCAAGGUCAGAUGAAGCAGUUGUCAGGCUCAGUAAAUCAAGAUUUUUAUCCUUUGGAGCAUCACUUGAAAAGGAAAAGGUACAUGGAACAGGCCUGUGAAAUUUUGAUGCUAAAGCAUCAACAACUUAUUGAACACCUUAGUACCAGUACUCAGCAUCAUAUUUAUCCUCCCAGGGUUGGCUUGAAAGGGAAGGGUCAAGGUGGAGAAAUUGAUGUCCAUGUUUCUAGUGCAAGAAAUUUUGAGUAUGAUUUAAGGGAACAAUUAAGAUUUGGGGAACCACAUGACACUUGUAACAUAUCCAACAGUCCAAGCAUAUCUAGUUCCAGCACCCAGCAGUCAAUAUCUGAAUUUUUGAAGCUGGAGCAGAGUUGGUAUGCUAGUCCAGAGGAGCCAAAUGAGAGUAUAUGCCCUUUCUCCUCGAACAUCUACAGUCUUGGGGUUCUUCUUUUUGAGCUCUUUUGCUAUUUUGAAUCAUGGGAAGUGCAUUCUGCUGCUAUGUCAGAUCUCCGCCAUCGGAUUCUUCCUCCAAAUUUUCUAUCAGAAAGUCCUAAGGAGGCUAGUUUUUGUCUUUGGUUACUGCAUCCAGAGCCUUCUUCUCGUCCAAAGACAAGGGAUGUACUGCUACGUGACUUAAUAUCUGAAGGUAGAGAUUUGUCAUCCUCAGAUUGCUCAUCAGCAGCUAUUGAUGAGGAAGAUGCAGAAGCAGAUUUGUUGUUACAUUUCCUCUUAUCUUUGAAAGAACAAAAAGAGAAGCGGGCUGCCAAGUUAGUAGCAGAACUUGGAUGUUUAAAUGCAGAUGUUGAAGAGGCUGAGAAAAGACACUCAUCAAGAGUCAAUUUUGUUUCUAAUGUCAAAGAUCUGCAAUCUAACUUCAGUGAUAUCUCAGAGAUGUACUCUUGCAAAGAACCUGUACAGGCGGAGGAUGUAUCUAGGAUGUCCAGGUCAAGCAUUUAUCAGGAGAGGUUGAUGAGGAAUAUAGAUCAACUUGAAAAUGCAUAUUUUUCCAUGAGAUCCAGAAUUGAGAUAUCAGAAACUAAUGCUCCAACACGUUCAGAUAUUGAUAUUCUGAAGAUUCGUGGUAAAUGUUAUGGAGUUGAGAAUGAUACUGAUGACAUGUGGAAGGAAUCAUCUGACCGUCUUGGAGCUUUUUUUGAUGGUUUAUGCAAGUAUGCUCGAUAUAGUAAAUUUGAAGUUCGUGGAAGUUUGAAGAAUGUGGAUAUCCUUAACUCUGCAAAUGUUAUUUGUUCAUUGAGUUUUGACCAGGAUGAAGACUACUUUGCUGCUGCUGGAGUAUCAAAGAAAAUUAAGAUUUUUGAGUUUAAUGCUCUUUUAAAUGACAGCGUUGAUAUUCAUUACCCUUUAAUUGAGAUGUCAAGUCGAUCCAAGCUCAGCUGUGUCUGUUGGAAUAAUUAUAUCAAGAACUAUUUGGCUUCAACAGACUAUGAAGGUGUAGUUCAGUUAUGGGAUGCAAGCACCGGUCAAGGAUUUGCACAGUUCAUAGAGCAUCAAAAAAGAGCUUGGUCCGUCAGUUUCUCACAAGUGGAUCCAACUAAGCUUGCCAGUGGAAGUGAUGACUGUUCUGUGAAACUUUGGAGCAUUAAUGAGAAAAAUUGCCUCGACACAAUCAGGAAUGUGGCCAAUGUAUGCUGUGUCCAAUUCUCAUCACACUCCUCCCAGUUGUUGGCUUUUGGUUCUGCUGAUUACAAGAUAUAUUGUUAUGAUCUACGGAAUACUAGAAUCCCCUGGUGUACUCUGGCUGGACAUGGAAAGGCAGUUAGCUAUGUGAAAUUCUUAGACUCAGAAACACUUGUUUCCGCAUCAACUGAUGGCUCCCUCAAGCUUUGGGAUCUCAAUAGAACCAAUGCUAGCGGGUUGUCGAGUGGUGCUUGCACUCUGACCUUAAGUGGUCAUACCAAUGAGAAGAACUUUGUGGGUUUAUCUGUUUGUGAUGGAUAUAUAGCAUGUGGCUCGGAAACAAAUGAAGUUUAUGCUUACUAUAAAACUUUUCCCAUGCCAAUAACUUCACACAAGUUUGGCUCCAUUGAUCCAAUCACGGGGCAAGAGACAAGUGAUGAUAAUGGACAAUUUGUCUCAAGCGUCUGCUGGAGAGGCAAGUCAAAUAUGGUUGUUGCUGCAAACUCCAGCGGUAGCAUAAAGGUGUUGCAGAUGGUUUAAGAGAAGAAUCUCUUGGUAAUCUUAAGGAGACAGACUGCCACUGUAGCUAUCCAGUGAUCUGCCAAUCCCAUAGACUGGUGAUCAUUAUUUUGAUAUUUGGAAUUCAUCCAGAUUAGCCACAAGUGGUGCAGAUCUUAAAAUUCCUUCACUUUGCAGUGCCAUUCUGGUUCAGAAUCAGAUAUAUAAGGUCUACAGGUAACAGAAGAUAUGGUGAAUUGUGCAGAUCUGUGUUUAAGAAUUGCUCCAAUUUCUCUGAGCUUUUGUAGCCCUAUGUUUGUUCUUCAUGGGUAACAAGGAUUUGAUCCGAUGCCUGGUGUUCACUAGCAUGCAAUGUCAAACAAGCCGUGGAAUGGAAUUCUCUCUCUAUGUUGACUAGAGAGUUAGCUUUUUCUUGACAUUGCAAGGAGAAGGAAUGCCGAACAGGAGAUCGUAUGCCAAGAAUAGGAAAAAAAGGGCUGACCUAUUCAAACAUGUACCCACCUAGAUGAUAUGCAAAUCAGAGUUCAGUGUUUGCUCGAAUGAUGAGAAAUUGGCUGCCAUCAGGACAUUUACUGGACUAGGAUUUGAAAACGGGAUGUGUAUACAGGAAUUUUGUAGAGGCUUUCAGGGUUGUAUAUCAUUAAUGUAAACAGUACGAUACCAAAGAGAAUAUGCAAUUAGUUUUUAGCAUUUGUUGUUUAGGGGCGUAUUGUACCCUGUUUUUAAGGGAAGGAGGUGUAUCAAACAACGUUUUGCCGUCAAGAAGGAAUAUAUCUACAAUGUGAACUGUAGCACAAAAUCACCAUUCUUUAUUUAAAAAUAAGAUUUGAUGUAAAUUCGAUUGAAAUUAGACCAUUGUAACUUUUAUUUGCAUAGGAUGCUUUUUGGAUGUAACAAAAAA